GUGGAAGUCACUAAAAAAGUCAAAAUCCUUUCAAUAAAGAAAAAAAAAAAAAUAAAAAAUAAAAAAAAAUCAGUUUAAAUAGCUUUAUUGUUUAUAAACAAUGUCAAAAAGUUUACCAUUUACAAAAAUCAUUCACAAUCCUGUAAAAUCAGAACUUGUCUUGGCUAAUGGUCAGCAUUUCUUAGUUUUAAACUCUAGCACAGGCAAUAUUGUUAAAGCAUAUCCUCAAGAAGAACAAGCCAACAAUGUCACCGAUUUCUAUCGUAGUAUGGCUUUUAAUAAAGAUGGGUCUUUACUUGCUACUUCUGGUGAAAAUAAAGAAAUUUGUGUUUGGAAUACAAAUGAUUGGACUUUGAAGAAUAAAAGACCUGCUUAUAAACGUAUUAACGCACUCAAAUUUAAUAACAAUUCUACAGAAGUUAUUGCUGCUGAUAAGUUUGGUGAUGUUUACUGUCAUCCUAUAAAAGAAGUUGUUGAAGGCGAGGAAAAACUUGCACCUAUUGUAGGUCAUGUUUCUAUGGUUACUGAUAUGUUAUUGACCCCUGAUGAAAAAUACGUGAUCACAUCAGAUCGUGAUGAACAUAUUCGAGUUAGUCGUUACCCUAAUGGUUAUAAUAUCGAAUCUUUUUGUUUAGGACACACUGAUGUUGUUACAUGUAUCAGCAUUUUACCUUGGGAUGAGAAAAAAUUGGUAUCUUCUGGUGGUGACUGUACAAUUCGUCUUUGGGAUUAUGUUCAUGGUAAGCAAUUGGCUGUUCUUGACUUGAAAAAUCAGAUUGAAGCCUAUAAGCCUCCUGCUUCAGAUGCCAACUCUGAGGAUGCUAUCGUAAGCACACUUACCUUUGAUAGCAACACAAAAUCUCUUGCUGUUGCAUUUGCUAAAUCUCCUGCUGUUAUCAUUUUGAGUUGGCAAGAUUCUGAAUUUGUUUAUCAGGAAACAGUUGUUGUCUCAGCAUCUAUCCUUGAUAUUGAAUUUGAUUUGGAAGGAAAACUUUGGAUAGCUUUAGAUGAUGAACAAAAGCGUAUGGCAGUAGCUGUUCAAAAGGAUAAUCAUUAUGUUGUAGAUACAAAUGCAGAUAUUGUAAAUCAAAUCAACACAAUCGAGGUUUGCAAGACAAACAAGAUGCCUGAUCUUUAUACAAUCUUUGGUCUUCGAAAAUUCCUUGAUUUACCUGAAGGAGAAGACGAAGGUGAUAAGAAUAAAAAGAAGAGAAAGACAGAAUAAAGCAAUUAGAUUUGUUAUUGUUAUUAUUAUUAUUGUUAUUAUAGAAUAUGGAUUUAUGUCAUAAAUAAAUAAAAAACCAAAAAUGUU
Cokeromyces recurvatus is the source of this 1312-nucleotide messenger RNA. Its product is annotated as WD40-repeat-containing domain protein. Gene Ontology annotation, biological process: RNA (guanine-N7)-methylation. Lineage: Eukaryota; Fungi; Mucoromycota; Mucoromycetes; Mucorales; Mucoraceae. The coding region runs from base 101 to 1225 and encodes 374 amino acids. Gene Ontology annotation, cellular component: nucleus; cytosol; tRNA methyltransferase complex. The transcript has 6 exons. Gene Ontology annotation, molecular function: tRNA (guanine(46)-N7)-methyltransferase activity; protein binding. The record is from RefSeq and is a predicted model, not a curated record.